GUGGACGAUAACAACCACCCACCACCGUAAUCUCAAAACUUUUCGAGUGGUUCAUAAAAAAAACCCACCAAAUCUCUCAGACGAGUUUCAUCGGCAAUCGUCGCCGGGAAAAUAUGAUCGGCGGGGGGAGAGUUUACUGGGGGAAGAAGGCGGAUAGAGAGAUGGACGACGGUGGAUCUAACGGCGUCGUAGUGAUCUUCGCGUGGAGUUCGAUUAACGAGAGUCAUCUUGCGAGUUUCGUUGACCUCUACUCUUCUCUCGGUUGGAACUCGCUUGUUUGCCGCGCUGAUUUUCUCACUGCGUUUUACCCAGAGAUGGCUCUCUCUCUAGCAUUUCAUCUUCUUGCUGAGCUCGUUGAGGAGCUAAAGACCAGACCGUGUCCUGUAAUCUUUCUAGCUUUCUCUGGGGCUCCAAAAGCUUGCAUGUACAAAGUACUACAGGUGAUCAUGGGUGAUUGUGAACCUCAAAUUCAUCCGGAUGAUAGCCAGCUGGUUAGAAACUGUCUUUCUGGACAUGUCUACGACUCUGGCCCAUUGGAUUUCACGAGUGAUUUGAAUACGAAAUUCGCACUACCUCCAUCCAUACGACGAAUGUCUGUGCCUUCAAGACUCAUAUCUUGGAUGACCAAAGGGAUAUCUUCAGGGCUUGACGGUUUAUAUCUUACAAGAUUUGAAUCUCAACGCAGUGAGUAUUGGCAGGCCCUCUACUCAUCUGUCGAAAUUGGGGCUCCAUAUCUCAUCUUAUGCUCGGAGAAUGACGAACUUGCUCCUCACCAAGUGAUUUCGAGCUUCACCCAUCAAUUACAGGAACUGGGAGGAGAAGUUAAAGUUGUCAAGUGGAAAAACUCUCCUCAUGCAGGACACUACACGCAUAACCCUAUACAAUACCGAGCUGUUAUCUCCAACUUUCUAGAGAAGGCCAUAUCAGUUCACUUACAUAAAAUCCGGCAGCUUGGGGAAAGAGCUCGCACGCAUGAUGAGAUCUCUGAGUUAAUAUGCGACCUUCAGAAAGUAGCUGUGGACUCUAACCAAAGCCUAAAAAGAGUAGCCACCGGUCCAAGUGACCACUUUUUCUUACCAAGCUCAGCUCCGUAUCAAAGUAACAACACUGAUCCAUCGUCUUCACAGGAAGAGCAGAGAGAGAGAUCAUCCUUCCGCCCGCUCCAACCAACGAGCAUAAACGCUAACAGCGUUCUUGGGCAGUUCCUGUUCGAUUCAUGUGUUCCUAAGAACAUCGAAGGUUGGGAUAUUAGAUUUGGAGGUUGUCUCAACGGCCAACCAUACGCCACUUGCUCUUCCCGUAAGAAUUCAAAUCGUGGUUUCAAGAAACAACUCUUACGUUCAAAACUGUGAUGAACUUGGGUGGAGUACACGCGUAAUGGGAGGUAUUGUAGUAGAGAGAUGUUUAGGAAAAAGUAGAGGGUUGUUUGUAACUUUAUAUGAUGUGGGAAGAUGUAAAUAGAGUGGAUCUUCAACAUAUCGUUUUACUUGUGUGUCAACAAAGACAACACUGUAAAAUGUAUUACUAAUGUAUGUUAUCAUCAUAGCUUCAAUUC
Molecule: messenger RNA, 1555 nt
Organism: Brassica oleracea var. oleracea
Lineage: Eukaryota; Viridiplantae; Streptophyta; Magnoliopsida; Brassicales; Brassicaceae
Exons: 7
Coding region: 114-1352 (412 amino acids)
Source: RefSeq, a predicted model, not a curated record